Messenger RNA from Echinostoma caproni, 1011 nucleotides. Lineage: Eukaryota; Metazoa; Platyhelminthes; Trematoda; Plagiorchiida; Echinostomatidae. The record is from the annotation of a GenBank genome assembly.
AUGUCUGACCAUAUUAAGGCUUUCGCAGGUGGAUUCCAUGGACUCAGCACCGUCCUAUUUAUGGAAGAGUCCAUGUGCAGUACGGUGGACUAUAUGCAACUGAUAUUUGCACUGCUGGGCUAUCUUCGUCCGAAGCUAAUUGAGAAAUUAGAAUUGGUCGGUUUAGGGCCAGAUUUUGCUCUGGCUUGGAUCGUCACUUGGUUCGCUCAUGUCCUACCGGAAAUGGCGGAUGUGCGUCGGCUGUUUGAUCUAUUUCUUGCUACCGACCCUCUGAUGUUGAUCUACGUUUCUGUCGCGGUUAUAAUCCGAAGCGAUGAAGAAGUACAUUCAACCUCGGACGAUUUUGGCAUGUUACAUCAUAUUUUGCUUCGAUUACCAAAGAAACACCCGGUUGAAGAGCUGGUCAAGUUCGCUGUCAAGCUCUACAUCGCCGUUCCCCCGGAGAAGUUAACCGAAUUAGGCAAUCAGCGCCAAGCCCUACUCAGUAGCAAUAUGUCGUCUCGGCAGAUGAAACCGGUCAGAUCUCGUAAUCGUACUCCAUCGGUCUAUUUGAGUGCUUUUCUGUUGGCUUUGGCCGCGUUUGUUGAUUUAGAUGCAGAUCGUCAGAUGGAUGCUAUCCUGCUUGAUGCAUCCGGUUACAAGCUUUACGCCUCACUCGCACCCCCACGUCAGUCGAUUUUCUCGUUUAACCAACCGAAGAAUCCCAGCCUGCCGGAACCUACCUUGUUGUUAGAUCCGGCGUUUUCCAAACCGAUUCGUGUCGUGUCACCUGCGGAUUUCAAUGGUGAUUCCAUUGCUGAUUUGCUUCUUCUGACCGGCUCCAUCACAGGCCCAUUCGAUGCUUAUAUUGCCUAUGGGGCUUCGGGUGACAAACGAGGGACAUUUUUGCAGCCGAAACUUUUGACCACAUUUUCCGCUCAGCCAUUGGUUUGUGACAUCAACUCAGAUCUCAUUGCGGACAUCUAUGGCGAAGUCCCUAAUAACUCUCGAGUUUUGUACUACGGCGGGUAA